AUGGCCAACACUACCUCCUGGUCCAGUGGCCUGUGCGGCUGCUUCGACGACGUUGGCGGCUGUUGCCUGACCUUCUUCUGCCCCUGCGUCACCUUCGGGAGGAUCGCCGCGAUCGUCGACAAGGGAGAAACAUCUUGCUUUGUGAGCGGGACCGGGUAUCUGCUCCUGAACUGGUUGACGGGGUUGGCCUGCCUCCACUCCUUCCGCUACCGCUCCAAGCUGCGGGAACAGUAUGGCCUCCAGGAGAAGCCCUGCCCCGACUGCUGCGUCCACAUGUUCUGCGAGGCCUGCGCCCUCUGCCAGGAGUACCGCGAGCUCAAGACCCGCGGCUUCGACAUGAGCGCCGGAUGGCAGGAGAAUGGCGCCGCGACCGCCGCGCCCCAGAUGAACCCAGGGAUGACUCGCUAG
Molecule: messenger RNA, 408 nt
Organism: Triticum turgidum subsp. durum (durum wheat)
Lineage: Eukaryota; Viridiplantae; Streptophyta; Magnoliopsida; Poales; Poaceae
Source: the annotation of a GenBank genome assembly